UGAAGAUCCCCUUUUUGAUUAUCUUUCCCUCCAUUUGGAUCGAUGAAGAAAAACAAUAUUCCUCUAUCAAAAGUUCGGCUACUUGAUAUCGUAUUACACACCUUUUCUCGACCAUACCGUAAUUUUUCUUUUUUAUCAUUAUUGUUGUUGUUUUUUCUUUUUUUCUUGUUUUUUUUCCUUUUCUUUACCUUCCCUGCAAAAUUAUGUUACUCCCAACACACACGAAGUAGACGUACAUACCGUCCUCCGAGUCCAGACCUCACCAUAGACCAAAUCUACACCACCAAGUAUCGAACCCAUCAAAAGAAACCUAAAGCCCAUCGCACUACUAUCCACAACCAUCCGCGUCUGAUUUCCGAUCAUAAUCCCUAACCCCAGGUGCUCUGGGCCUUUUAUUUCACGAUCUAGACACGUCGACGACCUGGGAAAAGUGGGUCUUGCUGGUCGGGUGCAUAUCUUUGGGAGUUCUAGAUAGUCGGUUUUUCUUUUCUUUUGGUUAUAGGUAGGCAUUUAAAUUAAAAUAUGAUAUAAUUGUUGGGGGUGAAGUGUGUUCUAGAUCUUGGUGCAUGGCUCCUGCUCUAUGCGUUCUUUAACAAGGGGGUUCUUGUGGUGAUAUCCUGCUGUGGCUGUAGAUAUAUAUCUCGGGAUAGUUGCUUUUGUUGGGUAUGUUUGGGC
Messenger RNA from Aspergillus caelatus, 675 nucleotides. RefSeq lists its product as uncharacterized. The record is from RefSeq and is a predicted model, not a curated record. The coding region runs from base 43 to 372 and encodes 109 amino acids. NCBI's taxonomy places the organism in Eukaryota, Fungi, Ascomycota, Eurotiomycetes, Eurotiales, Aspergillaceae. The transcript has a single exon.